GGUUUAUAUAUGUCUCUCUUGCUACAUAAAAACAAUCGAGCAUAUCUCUCGAGUUCUAUUAAUAUAUAUUAGGAUUUAAAUAGUUACUUAAACGUUAUUAGGAAAUGUUGAUAUGAUUACCAUUAUUUUUAAGAAAAAUAGAUACAUAAAAACUCCACACGAAAUGGAAAGAAAUCUGAUGACCAACUAUCGCAAAACUGACGUAUUAAUUACAUCAGUAAUUUUGAUCGCAUCUGUAUUAUGUUAUGUUAAGUUUUAUCCACAAUCAGUAUUUAGCGCUGAGGAACGUCAGAAGUUUAUCCCAGAUCCAAAGAAGCCUCUACCAUUUUCUGAAACAAGGAUGGAGUUUUUUGAAAAAGCUGCUGUCGUUAGUGAUGCUGCUCCAUGUGCAAAAAUUGGAAGGGAUGUCCUUAAGAAAAAUGGUUCGGCAGUUGACGCAUCCAUUGGCGCAUUAAUAUGCAACUCAGUAGUCAACAUGCAAAGUGCUGGAGUUGGUGGGGGCUUUUUUAUGACAAUUUUUAAAAACGACGAAAAAAAAGUGUACUGUUUAAAUGCUAGAGAGAAAGCUCCUUCCAAUAUGAUGUCGGAUAAAUUUAUGAAUGAUGGAGAUCCAGUGAAUAAUAGCGUAAUGAUUGCUAUACCUGGAGAAAUAAAGGGUUAUUUAAGAGCUCAUCAAAAAUUUGGCAAGUUACGAUGGGAAGAAUUGGUGCAACCUACUAUAGAUAUUUGCGAAAAGGGAUAUACCAUUGGGCAACAUCAAUAUAACUCUAUGAUUCUUAAUAAAGAUAUUCAAUGGGAUGAAAACCUUAGGGAAUGGUUUUCUGAUAAUAAAACGCAAUUUAAAAGACCUGGUAAGAAAGUAGUACCUACAAAAUUAUGUAAUUUUCUUAAAAUGUUAUCCAAGAAUGGACCAGAGGAUUUUUACACAGGAGAAUUAUCAAAGUUAGUUCUUGAGGAUAUAGUUAAUACAAAUAGUACUAUUUCUGCGGAAGAUUUAAGAAGUUAUGACGCAGUAUGGAUGGAACCAAUCAAUAUAACCUUAAACAAUGGCGACCAAUUCUAUUCCUUUCCUGCUCCAGGUUCUGGUCCACUUGUAAGUUUUAUAUUGAACGUUUUGGAUGGAUACAAUUUUACUAAAGAAUCUCGUUUAAUGGAGGAAGAAAAUGUCUUACGAACAUACCAUAGGAUUAUAGAAACAUUCAAGUUUGCAUUCGCCAAAAGACCGGAAUUGGGAGAUCCAAACUUUGUUGAUGUAAGAGAGGUUACUAACAAACUGUUAUCUAAAGAUUUUGCAAAACUAGUCAGGCUUAAAGUAAAGGAUAAAACUUCACAUGAUCCAGCAUACUAUGGACUUCGUUCCAAUUCGAUAAAUUAUGAUCAAGGUACUUCUCACAUAUCAGUAAUUGCUGAAAACGGUGAUGCAGUGUCUGUAACCAGUACAAUAAAUAAGCAAUUUGGAGCUGCCAAAACCGGUAAGAGAACAGGCUUUAUUUUCAAUAACGCCAUGGCUGACUUUUCUUUCGAGUUUUUAAAGAACAAUUUUGACUUAAUUGGUGCAGAUAUUAAUAAACCGGAGCCUAGGAAAACACCAUUGUCUUCAAUGUCUCCGUCGAUUUUAACAGAUAAGCAUGACAAUGUGAAAUUAGUUAUAGGAGGAAUUGGUGGACCAAAAAUUAUAACGUCGAUAGCUCAAACGAUAAUGAGACUGCGAUGGUUAAAUAAUAACCUCAAAGAGGCAGUAGAUACACCAAAGGUUCAUCAUCAACUACUUCCAAUGACACUUGUAUAUGAGUAUGGAUUAAUAGACGAACUGGUACAGAAUCUUAAAGCACUUGGACAUACAACAUAUAGAAAGACUGACUCGGCUGUAUACGCUUUACAGAGAGAGAAUGAUAAAAUUAUAGGAAUACAUGACUCUAGAAAACCAGGCGGGGGAGUGUAUGGCAUUUAAAAUGUAGGCAUAUUAUUAUAUGGAUAAGAUAAUAGAAAAUAAAGUGGAUUGUAAUAUAAUAUGAAAGUCGGAGUUAAAUAAAUUUUUAAUAUUUUUA
This is a messenger RNA of Diabrotica virgifera virgifera (western corn rootworm), 2048 nucleotides long. Its product is annotated as glutathione hydrolase 1 proenzyme-like. The record is from RefSeq and is a predicted model, not a curated record. Gene Ontology annotation, molecular function: glutathione gamma-glutamate hydrolase. Lineage: Eukaryota; Metazoa; Arthropoda; Insecta; Coleoptera; Chrysomelidae. Gene Ontology annotation, cellular component: plasma membrane. The transcript is spliced from 10 exons. Bases 113 to 1951 code for a protein of 612 amino acids. Gene Ontology annotation, biological process: glutathione catabolic process.